This is a messenger RNA of Cucumis sativus (cucumber), 905 nucleotides long. RefSeq names its product two-component response regulator ARR17. Gene Ontology annotation, biological process: phosphorelay signal transduction system; cytokinin-activated signaling pathway. The record is from RefSeq and is a predicted model, not a curated record. The coding region runs from base 18 to 602 and encodes 194 amino acids. NCBI's taxonomy places the organism in Eukaryota, Viridiplantae, Streptophyta, Magnoliopsida, Cucurbitales, Cucurbitaceae. The transcript is spliced from 6 exons.
UGAAAGAAGAAAAAUAUAUGGGUUGGAUUGAGUUGGGGGGGGAGAGAAAGAGAGAUUAUGUAACAAAAUCUGUGGGAUCUUCCUUUCCAAACUGUCAAAAUUUUCCUCGCUUUCAUGUUUUGGCUGUUGAUGACAGCCUUGUUGACAGGAAGCUCAUUGAAAGGCUCCUCAAAACUUCCUCCUUCAAUGUUACUGUUGUGGAUUCUGGAAGCAAAGCUUUAGAGCUUCUGGGUUUGGUUAGAGAAAGAAAUGGAACCAACCACAGUUCUCCUAUUUCCCCUGAAGAUCAUCGUCAACAUCAUCAAGAGAUUGAAGUUAAUCUCAUCAUUACAGAUUAUUGUAUGCCAGAGAUGACAGGCUUUGAUCUUCUCAGAAAGAUCAAGGAAUCUGACUCACUUAAAGACAUUCCUGUUGUGAUUAUGUCCUCUGAGAAUGUUCCAUCAAGAAUCAACAGAUGUUUGGAAGAAGGAGCUGAGGAGUUUUUGCUUAAACCAGUGAAAUUAUCUGAUGUGAACAAGCUUAAGCCUUUUAUAUGUAGAGGAAUAAAAGCCAAAGAAAUGGAUUUCAACCAUCUCAAGAGAAAGGAAAUGGAAAUCAUAUGAAAGAAGAAGAAGAAGAACAUCACAAAUGAUUUUUUCUCUACUUUUGGGAAUUAGUGACCACUAUUACUAGAUUUUCUAGCGUUAAAUAACCAAUCAUUAUUAUGUACUUUUCUAAUGUUACAAGAGCCAUAGUUAUUUUGAAUUUUGUCUACAUGUACAAAGUUGAUUAAAAUUCAGAUUUUUAGACUUACAUGUCUAAUUUAUUUUGUAGUUUAAUUUACACAUGUGAACUCAUGAUUUGAUCUCUUCCAAAGAAACAAAAAUAAAGGCAAUAUACGUACAACUUUAAUUAUUUUUCUUUUA